Molecule: messenger RNA, 339 nt
Organism: Arabis nemorensis
Lineage: Eukaryota; Viridiplantae; Streptophyta; Magnoliopsida; Brassicales; Brassicaceae
Source: the annotation of a GenBank genome assembly
AUGACUCUGUUAUUUGUGGUGUGCGAGCUCACACUAACCGAUCUCUCUGCUUCCAUUCUUGCUUUUCUUCCAACCGGUUGGGCGAUUCUUCUGAUAGGGCAAGUCCUGAGGUCACCGAUCAAAGCUUUAGGGAUUUGGGACUCGGUGAAGGAGCUAGGAAGAGCGUAUGAGAAGAUAAUGGGGCUUGUAAUCUUCGCACCAAUCGCUGUUCUUUCUUGGUUCCCCAUUGUUUCGGAGUUUCAAGCUCGUCUUCUUUUCAAUCAAGCUUUUAGCAAAGGCCUUCAGAUCUCUAUGAUCCUCGCUGGUCGGAAAGACAAAGCAGCUUCUUCUCACAAGUAA